AUGUCAUACUGGUGGUUCUUUUUGACACUAGUUCCUUUCUUCUGGUACCUCCCACCAGGGGCAGAGAGUGAUUGCUGGCUGAUUGAAGGUGACAAAGGUUAUGUCUGGCUAGCCAUCUGUAGCCAGAAUCAACCUCCAUAUGAAACCAUCCCUCAGCAUAUCAACAGUACAGUUCAUGAUCUUAGGCUUAAUGAAAAUAAGUUAAAGAUUAUUGGCUAUGCUUCCCUCUCCCGCUUUGGAAAUCUAACAGACUUGAAUCUCACAAAAAAUGAGAUCUCAUAUAUUGAGGAUGGAGCCUUUUUGGGACAAUCCAACUUACAAAUCCUGCAGCUUGGGUAUAAUAAAUUGACCAAUUUAUCAGAGGGAAUGCUGAGGGGUAUGCCCAGACUACAGUUCCUUUUUGUGCAGCACAAUUUGAUAGAGGUGGUAACACCAGGAGCUUUCUCAGAAUGUCCUAGCCUUAUAAGCAUUGAUUUAUCCUCUAACCGACUCACAAAGCUAGAUGGUAUUACCUUUGUCGGGCUUCAAGCACUAAUGGCAUGUGAACUGGCAGGAAAUCCUUUUCAUUGCAAUUGUGAACUUUAUGGCUUUCUUGGCUGGUUAGUCAUGUUCAACAAUUUUACUCGUAAUUAUGACCGCUUGCAAUGUGAAAGCCCCAGAGAAUUUUCUGGUUACCCUCUUCUCAGCCCAAGGCUUCACCAUAGUCGAAAUGCUAUAACUGUCCUCCAAGCUCAGUGCAAGAAUGGAGGCUAUAUACCACGUGAAAGGCCAACCCCUUUCAUACCAAACUCCUUGCCUGAUACAGAUGAAAAUUCUGGUUAUAGUCCUGGGGAUCUUCUUUCAUCUGAGCCAACCCCCACUUCUACCACAGAUUCUUCUGGCAUACCCACUAUUGAAAUUCACCAUGUAACAGGAAGUUCAGCUACUCUAAUCGUCACUAUUCCAUCUCCUUAUAAAAAGAUGUACAUUCUGGUACAGUACAACAACAGUUUUGUAUAUGAUGUUACAACCCUGAAGCACAAGAAAGAAUAUAUUACCUUGGAUAAGCUGAAGGCUCAUGUUAACUAUACUUUUUGUGUUGCAUCCAUUCGGAACUCAAAGCGAUACAACCAUACUUGCCUGUUUGUUUUUACUCGGUCCAAGGAUAAGGAAGAAUUUUCUCCCAACACUUCCACCACCACUCACUAUAUUAUGACUAUAUUAGGUUGCCUCUUUGGCAUGGUCAUCAUUUUGGGAGUGGUCUACUACUGUCUAAGAAAAAAGAGAAUGCAAGAAGAGAAAAAAAAUCCCUCAAUGUGAAAAAGACUAUUCUUGAAAUGCGCUAUGGUUCAGAUGUUGACCCUUGUCUUGGAGGUCAUUCUUCCCAGAAGCUCUCAGAACAUCCUAUUCCAAUCUCCCGUAUAUCUUCACUUCCAACAUCAGUUGGUGGGCUUGGAAGUGGAGGGGAGAAAGGAAUGUCUUCUAAGCCAAUGAACUCUCAGAUGGGAACACCAAAAGGUCCAAAGGGCACAAAUUAUAUGGAAGUACGAAGUGUGGAAGGACUAGACAGAAAUCAAAGAGGUAUUCCAGGCGGAGAAGAAGAUGAAGAAGACUUUCGAGAAUUGGACAAUGGUGAAGGCUCAGCAGCUGAAAUAUCCACUAUUGCCAAAGAAGUGGAUAAAGUGAACCAAAUUAUCAAUAAUUGUAUUGAUGCCCUAAAACUUGACACGGCUUCUUUUUUAGGGGGAGGGGACCCGGAGCUGGGCUACGAUUGCCAGUCAAUUCCAGCCAGUUCUUCGGGUCAUUUGGAAAGGUUGAGCUUCCUCUCUCCUCCCUACAAGGAGGGUGUUCAUCCUCUUCAGCGCCAGCUGAGUGCAGAUGCUGCCACAGUGGCAAAGAAACGCUGCAGCAUUUCGUCUAGUGGCUCCAUUAAGAGUGCCAGAGUUUUUAGCUUGGAUGUCCCUGAUCAGCCUUUAAAGUGUGACUCCAAAUAUAUUGAGAAGAGCAGCCCCCUCAACAGUCCCUUGGACCGCCUUCCUCUUGUGUCCUCUGCGGGAGUUCACCAUUUAGAUGUCAAGCCUUCCUAUCACUGUAGUGAGCAUCGUCACUCCUUCCCUGCUCUUUAUUAUGAGGAAAGUGCUGAUACAUUAAGCCAGAGAGUGAGUUUCCUGAAACCCCUUUCUCGUUCCAAGAGAGACUCCAGCUAUUCCCAGCUGUCACCCAGACACCAUUUCUCUGGAUACUCCUCUAGCCCAGAAUACUCAACUGAAAACACCCACAAGAUAUGGGAGCGCUUCCGUCCUUACAAAAAAACACACACGAGAAGAGGUCUACAUAGCAGCUGGACAUGCUUUGCGCAAAAAAGUUCAGUUUGCCAAAGGAGAGGACUUGCACGACAUUUUGGAUUACUGGAAAGGAGUGUCUGCUCAGCAGAAACUGUAA
Messenger RNA from Staurois parvus, 2421 nucleotides. NCBI's taxonomy places the organism in Eukaryota, Metazoa, Chordata, Amphibia, Anura, Ranidae. The record is from the annotation of a GenBank genome assembly.